Gregarina niphandrodes is the source of this 738-nucleotide messenger RNA. RefSeq lists its product as hypothetical. The transcript has a single exon. The record is from RefSeq and is a predicted model, not a curated record. Lineage: Eukaryota; Apicomplexa; Conoidasida; Eugregarinorida; Gregarinidae. The coding region runs from base 1 to 738 and encodes 245 amino acids.
AUGGUUCAGGUUACCUUUAAUGUCAUACUGGCACCUCCUCGAGGGGUAGAUUUUGUGUUGCUUGUUCUUGGUGAGUGUGUGGAAUUGCUUGGGUUUAGAUUUGGUGGUGAUGCGUUGUAUGAGGAGAGACAUAUAACACGAGCUUUGAAUGUGUCUAUAAUGAAGUUUGGUUUGCAAUUGGCUACAGAGGACAAUGGUGGUGGGAAGGAGGAUGGGAGUGACGAUUCUUCAGAGGACAAUUUUGGUGGGCAGGAAGAACGACGGGUACGUGAUGACAUUACGGUACAGCGUCGGUUCUUUGAUAAGCAUGGUAUAGCUCUUUAUCCUGAUUCGCAAGGUUUGAAUGUGGCUAAUUUGUGGUCUUCUCCGGAGCCAUUGAAUAUAGUUUCUCUCGGACCUGGACGCCAGUUCCAGUUUACCUAUGCUGUCUGGGAUCUACGCAAAAAAGAAUUAAUGAGUACUGAGCGCUUCCCCGAGCCGCGUCAGUUCAUCAUACCACCACUACCUGAUGCCUCUCUAAUUUAUGACAUCAUGUCAGGCAAUUACAAAAGCCAUCAAAACGAACGUGUGUGCAAACGCUUUAUUCCUGCCCCACAACACACCUACCAUCCUUACGAAGAUAGCGAUGAUGAAAUCGUCAUCAGACCCACCGCUCGAUUCCAGAUGAACUCUGCUCAUAUUAGAAAAAAUCACAAGUACGUCGACUCUGACGACGAAGACCAAGAUGACGAGUUCUAG